AUGACAGCUACUGCCAGCACCAACAGCACGUCUGAAGCAAGUCCUCUUCUUCCCAAUAUUGUUUCCGAUAUUGAAUAUGUGAAUGCCGUAGAUGGACUUACGGAAGACGUCAAAAUCCCAUCCCCAAAACACAUAUUAUGGAAGGUCGAACUUGUGGACCGCGUCUUUGACGAUGUCAACCGUGCCACCUACCCAAAUCCACUUUCCCUGAAACCGAACACUCCAACCUCGUGGUUUGUCGAUGACGAUGAUCUUGUCGCAGCGAAGGUGAACGUGGCAGCUUCCGACACUGACCUAGAUAAGGGAAUCAAAGCUGAAGCCUAUACAUUGGCUGGUCCUCGGUUUGAUAUUGCCUUUGAUCCGAAGCAGUGCAAAGCAGCUGUCGUAACCUGUGGAGGGCUAUGUCCCGGGCUGAAUACGGUAGUCAGAGAAAUUGUCAUGUGCCUCCGUCGUCAAUAUGGAGUUUCCACUACAUAUGGCAUUCCUUCGGGAUACCGAGGCUUUAAGGAUCCCACUACCUGGAUUCCUUUGGAUGAAAAGGUGGUCCGCAACUUUCACAACAUGGGAGGAUCCUUCUUGGGAAGUUCCAGGGGUGGUCAUGACACCAAGGCCAUUGUCGAUUCGUUGGAAAAGGAAGGAAUCAAUUUAUUGUUUGUGACGGGCGGAGAUGGAACAGUCCGAGGUGCCGCCCUAAUCGCAGAUGAAGUUCGAAAUCGUGGAUUGGAAAUCGCCGUCGCGGUCAUUCCCAAAACCAUUGACAAUGACAUUCCUCUCAUUGACCGAACCUUUGGAUUUGAAUCUGCCGUCAAUGCGGCCCGGCAGGCUAUUGAUGUGGCGGUCACCGAAGCCGAAGGAUUUCCGUACGGUCUUGGGAUUGUCAAGGUGAUGGGACGACAUUCCGGAUUCAUUGCCAUGCAUUCCACUUUGGGAUCGAGAGUGGUGGAUUUGUGCUUGGUUCCUGAAGUUGAUUUCUAUUUGGAUGGAGAAGGCGGUAUUGUCGAUCAUUUGGCGGACCGUUUGUUGGAAAAUGGAAAUGCCAUUGUGGUAGUCGCAGAAGGUGCUGGACAAGAACUCAUGGCUACCAUGGGGUCGCAUGGAGCUGACGAAGUGGAUCUAUCGGGGAAUAAAUUAUUGGAUGAUGUGGGUCCAUGGUUGGUGAAACAACUCAAGCCACGAUUGAAUGAAAAACUAAAGGGCAAGACACCCUACGACGAUGGAGUCACCUGCAAAUAUGUGGAUCCAUCGUACAUGGUUCGUGGAAUUCCACCCACCACGGCCGACAAUUUGUUUUGCACCCAACUGGCGCACAAUGCGGUCCACGGUGCCAUGGCUGGGAUGACUUCCUUUUUGGUGGGAUCCGUCAAUACCCGGGAAUGUUACCUUCCCAUUCGGUUGGUGGCCAACAAGCAAAACGUGAUUGAUACUGCCCAUCAAUCCUUGUGGGAAUAUGUUGUAUUUGAUACCCAACAACCAAGUUUUGCAGUGGAAAACGACUGCCGGGACGAAAAUGAUAUCAUUACCACCGCUUCGGGUGGUGUCAUUUUUCGGAAUAGUGAUGAUGAAUGCAGCAUCUAA
Messenger RNA from Cylindrotheca closterium, 1575 nucleotides. Lineage: Eukaryota; Bacillariophyta; Bacillariophyceae; Bacillariales; Bacillariaceae. The record is from the annotation of a GenBank genome assembly.